CUCCGUGUCUCGAAAUGUAAACUCCAUGACGUCCAGUUUGAACCCACCACCCUUUCAUUCUUGGGGUCUUGUGUUUUUUUAGAGCCAUGAAGGUGUGUCAAUUCGGAUUUGUUCUGGCAACAUAUUUAUUUCAGAUAUCCAACGGCAAUUAUGUGCGGUCUCAGCCAGAACAAGUCCAUAUCGCCACAUCAGCUAAUUCCAAGAACAUUGUCAUCACUUGGAGCACUUGGGACCAAACUGAGUCCCUCGUCGAGUAUGGAAGAGCCUUCAAGACGCUGAAUCAGACCCAAAGGGGAUAUUCAUCCAAGUUUGUGGACGGUGGCCAAGAGAAGCGAUCCCAGUUCAUUCAUCGGGUCACGCUCGAAGACUUGAAACCGGAUGCAAUUUAUGCCUAUCACGUUGGAAGUUCCAUGGGCUGGUCCGAUUUAUUCUGGUUCAGGACUCUGCCUUCAGGCUCAAAUUGGUCCCCUCGAUUUGCUAUUUUUGGGGACAUGGGCAAUAUCAAUGCCCAGUCGUUGCCCCGGCUUCAAAAAGAAACUCAAGAGGGCAUGUACGACAUGAUCAUUCAUGUUGGGGACAUGGCCUACAAUAUGGACGAUGAUAAUGCCAGAGUGGGGGAUGAAUUCAUGCGACAAUUGGAACCAAUUGCCGCAUACGUUCCAUACAUGGUCUGUCCAGGCAAUCAUGAACAAAAAUACAAUUUUUCAAAUUACAAAGCCCGUUUCUCCAUGCCUGGCAACAGCGAGAGCAUGUUCUACAGCUUUGAUGUUGGGCCCAUACAUUUCCUGUCCAUAUCCACGGAGUUCUACUACUUCCUCAAUUAUGGGAUUAAAAUGGUUUCUAACCAAUACCAAUGGAUCAUUGACGACCUCAAGGAAGCCAAUCGACCUGAAAACCGAGCUCAGAGGCCUUGGAUCGUGAUAUUUGGUCAUCGUCCCAUGUAUUGUUCCACGGACGACAAGGACGAUUGCACCAGAAACACCACCUACACCCGAAUCGGUCUGCCCUUGAUGAAUGCCUUUGGUUUGGAGAAGGUUUUACUUGAUUAUAAUGUGGACUUGGCCUUCUGGGCCCAUGAGCAUGAUUAUGAGAGGUUUUGGCCUUUGUACGAUUACCAAGUUCGUAAUGGGAGCACUUCGGAGCCUUAUGUCAAUCCAAAAGGACCCGUUCAUAUCAUUACUGGAUCAGCGGGUUGCGAGGAGCGCCAUGAUCCUUUCCAACGACAGCCGGAGAUAACAGCGUUCCGGUCUCUGGAUUAUGGAUAUACCCGGCUGAUCGGCCACAAUGGCACUCAUCUCGAAAUCGAGCAAGUGUCAGAUGAUAAGGGCGGUGAGAUCGUUGAUCACUUUUGGAUUGUGAACCAUGAGCACAAAUUUCCAUCUUUUUUGUAAUGUAUCGUCUCCCCUUGUUCAAAGUUAUUAAGACAAGAAUAUAAGGCCUAGUUUUCUCUCUAA
Molecule: messenger RNA, 1454 nt
Organism: Tigriopus californicus
Lineage: Eukaryota; Metazoa; Arthropoda; Copepoda; Harpacticoida; Harpacticidae
Product: acid phosphatase type 7-like
Exons: 7
Coding region: 87-1391 (434 amino acids)
Molecular function (GO): metal ion binding; acid phosphatase activity
Source: RefSeq, a predicted model, not a curated record